AUGAGAAGUAGUGGUCACCAACAAAGAUCGUACCCACUUGGCAGAUCAUCUUGGUUCACUCAUCACUCGAUCACUGUUACUUCUAAUUCUCACACCCAUGUUCCAACGAGAUUGAGCAGCGAACCAUCUAGAUUCCUUCAAAUGAUGGUCAUGGGGUGUAUACAGCUUGUUAUUUUCACAAGUUUGUACUACUCCAUUCCACUCGUCGUAGAAGGUGCUACUACAACCUUGACAGAGGCCAGUGCCACUCCAGUCGUUCUCUACAAACUCAUCACCGUGGCAGGUACACGAAAUUUAACUUACAAUGGAGAAGAUAUUCCUCCAUUGAACACGAAUAUUAAUUAUCCAAACUUUGUAUUUCCAGUAUAUCCUGCAAAUACCUCACUCUUGGAUGUAUACUUUACAGAUCGAAAUCGAUUGAGAAAGAUUAAAACAGUGGGUGCUCCUGGUCGAUCUGUCUCCACCAUUGCUGGCAAUGCUGUUCAAGGUUAUAGUGGAGAAGGACCAAGUUGGAAUGCGUCUCUCAAUCAACCUGCAGGAAUCUAUGUAUCGCCCAAUCAGGAUUUCAUUCUUGUAUCAGAUGUAUUGAAUCAUAGAAUCAGAAAAAUUGAUCUCAUCGAAGGUAGAAUCUCGACCAUCAUUGGUGGUUUUAAUAACUCGAAAGGUUUCAAUGGAGAUGGCUUCCUCGGUAACGAAACUCUCAUCGACACCCCUCAAGGAGUUACCAUGUUCAAUGGUGAAAUCUAUUUUGUUGAUUCAGUGAAUCAUCGAGUUCGAAAAUUAGAUUCACGAACGAAUCGAGUUCAAACCGUGGCUGGAAAUGGUAUUGGUACAUACAAUGGAGAUGGUAUAAAAGCCACGUUGGCAAGUCUCAACACACCCAUUGAAAUUGUAUUCAACUCGAUAGGAGAAAUGUUCAUCACAGAUGCACUCAAUAGUUUGAUUCGAAAGGUUGAUACCAACGGUUUCAUUUCAACAGUGGCAGGAAAUUAUGGAGCAUUGUUGCCUGUGGAUGGUGUUCCAGCGACACAAACAGCAUUGGGUGCUGCUAAAUCGAUUGCCUUCUCUCCCUUCUCAGAAAGUCAAAUGUUUAUUGCAGAUUCGUUCAAUUGUUUGAUACGAAAAGUGAAUAUGAAAACUGGAAUUAUUACCACAGUGGCUGGAAUUUUUGGUUUUAUGGGAUUUUCUUCUGACAUUUCGGAUGCAUCAGAGGCAGUUUUGGACACCCCUCAAUCCAUGUUUGUCGAUUCUUUGAGCGGUGACAUUAUUUUUGUCGAAAGAGGAAAUGCAUUGAUUAGAAAAUUAAGUCCUUACUGUUCAAACUCUGCUUAUUCGCUAUCGUAUGAUUUUUCAUCAUGCUACGAUUCAUGUUAUGGUGUGAAAUUGAAUGAUUCACGACUCGAUACCUGUGUGUGCCGAAGUGGAUUCAUUGGACGAGAUUGUUCCAUUCCCAUUUGUGUUGCCAUUUUGAGUGGUUCAGAUCUCUCUCAAAAUAGUACUACCACAGUCGAAUGUUCCAAAACCAUCAUUAAGGGAAGUGAAUUGAAUGUACAUUAUUUGGAAAAUCUAAAUGAUUUGAAUUCUAGAAAAAUCUCUUUCAAUGGUUUUCAAAACAUUCUAGUAGAAUUCCCUUCCAAUGUUUCAAUGGAUUUAUCACGACAAGGUUUCAACUUGAAUACAACCACAAACAUGGUACUGGUGAGUUCAGCCUAUGUCCAUUCUCAACUCACAUACAAUGAAACGAGCUUCAAGUCACCUCUCAUUUCCGUAUCACUGCUCGAUAAGAAGGGUUUACCCAUCACCAUUUCCAAUUUAGAGAAACCUAUUCAAUUGCAUUUCACAACCACUCCACAACAAAAUCUCUCCACUCUCAUUUGCAUGUAUUAUCACGAAUUGGAAAAAGUUUGGAAAACAGAUGGAGUAGAAACCACUCGUUUGAAUGGACCUUCACAAGUUCAUAUUACUUGUUCAACCACACAUUUGACAUCUUUUGCAGUGAUUGAUUCCAAUUUCAAAAAAGCAACCAAUUCUGACACCAAAGAAUCUACAGGUCUCUCACCUGAAACACAACUUGCUAUUGCCCUAUCUGUGGUUGGCUCUGUAUUGGUGUUGGGAAUUAUUGCACUCAUUGUCGGUGUGGUUUUGACUUUUUAUUGUCGAAUUCGAAUCAUGAAAAAGAAAGGAACAACUCUCUAA
This is a messenger RNA of Naegleria lovaniensis, 2196 nucleotides long. RefSeq lists its product as uncharacterized. Bases 1 to 2196 code for a protein of 731 amino acids. The transcript is spliced from 2 exons. NCBI's taxonomy places the organism in Eukaryota, Heterolobosea, Eutetramitea, Acrasida, Naegleriidae. The record is from RefSeq and is a predicted model, not a curated record.